Messenger RNA from Folsomia candida, 1380 nucleotides. RefSeq lists its product as uncharacterized. The coding region runs from base 94 to 1284 and encodes 396 amino acids. The record is from RefSeq and is a predicted model, not a curated record. The transcript has 4 exons. NCBI's taxonomy places the organism in Eukaryota, Metazoa, Arthropoda, Collembola, Entomobryomorpha, Isotomidae.
AAAUUGCAUAACAUCAACAAUGUGUUACACAUUUGAACAAAAGUCUGCGUAUAUAUGUAAAUGCAGAGGGAUUUGGCAGUGUUGAUUUAAAAAAUGAAAAUAACAUCAACUUUCUCAAUUUUUGUUGCGAUUCUUACUUUUGUGACUUCACGAAAGACUGGUAACAAGGACAAUGGCAAACAUCUCUCACUCGGAGGUAGCAAGGGUUGUCCGUCGACGUUACCAUCUGGUCCUCUUGUCGCGGAUAACCACUCUUUGCAAGAACUCUACCAAGCUGCUCUUGCUGAAGGAGGAAAACUAAUUGUAUACGCUGGAGGUGACUCCCCAGCCCAGCAAACCGGAGCAAAGACAUCAUUUGAAGCAAGAUUCCCUGGAAUGUCUGUCGAAAUGAUUGUUGACUUGAGCAAGGUUCACGACGCCCGUGUGGACAAUCAACUUGCAAUCGGAAAUCUGAUUCCUGACGUUGUCCAGCUCCAAACCCUGCAAGAUUUUGAUCGAUGGAAGGCACAAGGUGUUCUUCAUCCUUACAAACCGAUCGGAUGGGAUCAAGUCUACCCAGAGUUUAAAGACCCGGACGGCUACUCAACUGGAGUUCAUAUCUGGGCCUUCUCCAAUAACAUAAAUCGGGACUUACUUGGAAACAAUGAAAACAACUGGCCUACCGAAGCGAGCGACUACCUGGAUCCUAAAUUUAAAGGGAAAAUAAUAUCAACUUAUCCUAACGACGAUGAUGCCGUGCUGUUCAUGUACAAACUGAUAAUUGACAAGUACGGGUGGAAUUGGCUUGCAAAAUUCGUAAAGAAUCGUCCAGUUUUCGUAAGAUCGACCCAAGUCCCUGCUGAUUCCUUGAGAAAUGGUACUUUUCCAGCAUCAUUCACGACCGCUGGACCACUUCGACCUGAGGUAACACGCCCAGUUCAAUUUGUCCUCCCACAGUCAGACCCAUUCGUUACUUGGGCGCAAAGGGCAGCUAUUCUCAAAGGAACGCGGAGAUUGGCAGCAGCAAAACUUUACCUGAGUUGGUGGCUGGAUGUAGAUACGCAAAAUGAUUGGUUUCAGUGGAGUGUCCGGAAAGAUGUUCCUGUUCCCAAGGGAUUUAAAAGUGUUUUUGAGUAUCCUGGUCAGACUGAUCCGGUUGCAUUCGAGAAAUUUAUGGCGGAUCGGACUGCUUUGGAGAUAUUUAAGAAUCAGGUGCAGCUCUACGUUGGAGAGGUUCAGGGAAUUCUUCCUACUGGGGAUUUGAGCAUUCUUCAGGAUAAAAUGUUACCAGCCGCCUUUGCAUGAACAUAAAUAGUUACAAUGUAAUCUUUAUAAAUAUUCAUUAUACUUCUUAAUCUUUAUAAAUUCUGCAUUAGAAUACACGUUUUUAAAAUCCUCCAA